Molecule: messenger RNA, 2520 nt
Organism: Dichotomopilus funicola
Lineage: Eukaryota; Fungi; Ascomycota; Sordariomycetes; Sordariales; Chaetomiaceae
Exons: 4
Coding region: 1-2520 (839 amino acids)
Biological process (GO): ERAD pathway
Cellular component (GO): endoplasmic reticulum membrane
Molecular function (GO): protein binding
Source: RefSeq, a predicted model, not a curated record
AUGAAAGGGCUUCUGGGGCUGUCCCUGCUCUUGCAGGUCGCCACGUUAACUCUUGCCGACGCGCAAGCCGACCAGCGAGUUUUGGGCGGUGAUGCGACCAGAAACCCGCCAAAAGGUAACUCAUUACAGGCAGAGAUAGCCGCACAGGGCGGCGGGGAAACAGCACGAGACCCUGGGUCCGAUCUCGUCGACUCAGCUCUCCUCGAAUUAAACAAGCUACACCAGCCGUUGCACAACCGAUCACAGAAGCAACAUGGCAUCUUCGGCACUCUCUUGCACCUCGCUCUCAAAGCGGUACCGACCCUACGGCUGAGUGCCCCGACCCCAGAUUCCUCAUCGAGGCCCGUUCUUAGCGGGAAGCUCUUGCACGCGACCAAACUUCUCGAAGAGUCCGCUCACAAGAACAACUCCGAUGCCCUCUACAUACUCGCCGAGAUGAAUUUCUACGGCAAUUUCUCCCACCCGAGGAACUUUCCGGUCGCCUUCGACUACUACCACCAGCUCGCACUGCUCAAUGGCAACAGCUCCGCGCUCUACAUGAUGGGACUUAUGUACUCGACGGGAAUUGGUGGCGCGGUGGAGCGUGACCAGGCCCGGGCUCUCCUUUACUACACCUUUGCGGCCAACAAGGGACACACGAGGGCUGAGAUGACUGUGGCUCACCGGCACCACGCAGGCAUUGGGACGCCCAAGAACUGCGAGACGGCGGUCAAAUACUACAAGCGGGCGGCGGACAAGUCCAUUGCGUGGUACCGUUCUGGCCCGCCCGGUGGAAGAAGUUGGAUUGCCCAAACACACAGGAUUGCGGACGAGAACGGUGGUGCGUAUGGGGAAGGGGCUAGCGCUGCUAGCGCCGGGAGUAAUGCUCUCAAGGCGCACCCCAACUCCGACGCCUAUGCCUCUAUUGAAGACAUCAUCGAGUAUCUCGACCUCAUGUCCCAAAAGGGUGAUUUCAAGGCGUCGUUUAACCUUGGAAGGAUAUACUAUGAGGGGCAGAGGGGUCUGGACAAAAACAUGGCACUCGCCAGGAAAUACUUCUUCGAUGUCACGCAAAAGUACUGGCGCAAGAGCCGGGCCGUUGAUAACCCCAAGCCCGGCCUAGAUAAGACAGCGGCCAAGGCAGCGGGCUAUAUCGGGCGCAUGUACAUGCGCGGGGAGGGCGCCGAGCAAAACUUUGACCGGGCCAAGAUUUGGUUUGAGCGCGGUGACGUCCUCAAAGACGCCCAGUCUCAGUAUGGCUUGGGUCUUUUAUAUCUUCACGGAUACGGGACCAGGGUGAAUGUUGGGAAGGCCAUCGACCAAUUCAAGGCGGCCGCCUCCCAGGACUAUGCUGCGGCGCAGCUGCAGCUGGCAUAUCUCUACUUGGAUCGUGGAAGUAACGAAGAUAUAGCCAUGGCAAACCACUACUUUGAGACGGCGGCACGGUGGGGCAACAUGGAGGCCUACUACCAUCUUGCCGAGGCGAAUAACCUUGGACUUACAACCGAGCGCUCGUGUGCGGUGUCCGCUUCUUACUAUAAGAACGUCGCCGAACGGGCCGAGCCCCUCGUCUCCUCCUGGGCGGAAGCUAACCUAGCCUACGAGAACGGUGAGACGGAACUUGCGCUGCUCGAGUACCUUGGAGCUGCCGAACAAGGUUACGAAAAGGCACAAAACAAUGUCGCCCACAUUCUUGACCCGGACAGAUCUCGCUUACCUAUUGCCCAACUUCUGGGCCACCAACACACGUCCGCGUUGCUACAAGACCCGACCCUAGCCUUGAUUUUCUGGACGCGCUCGUCGCGGCAGAACAACAUCGAUGCGUUGGUUAAGAUGGGCGACUAUUACCUGUAUGGAAUCGGCACAGAGGUCGACGUCGACAAGGCCGUGCAGUGCUACACGGGCGCGUCCGAUUUCCACCAGAGCGCGCAGGCGCUGUACAACCUCGGAUGGAUGCAUGAACAUGGCGUUGGGCUGGAUCAAGAUUAUCACCUAGCCAAGCGGUUCUACGAUGCCGCGCAAGCGACCAACCAGGAGGCCUACCUCCCGGUCGCGCUCAGCCUACUCAAGCUGCGGGCCAAGAGCGCCUGGAACACACUGACGCACGGUAGAAUCAACUCUAUUCAAGAUGAGCCGACCCCUAAGAAAGAAUGGUCUCUUAGCGAUUGGAUCAACAACUUCCUGCAGGACGACGACCUGUACUACGACGAGCUGUAUGAGGACAUGUACGAGGACGAGAUGCCUGGUGGCGACCCGCUCGAUAUUGACGACGGCGUCAUGGAGAGCGUCGUUAUUCUCGGCCUCGCCGCUGCCCUCGUGUUCCUUGUCAUGUACCGCCAGCAGCGGCAGCAACAAGCAGCGAGGCGGCGGGAGGAGGAAGCCAGACUGCGGCAGCAGCAACAGCAAGGAGGCGUCCAACCAGGAGCAGUGGCUGCAGGAAAUCCGCAGCAACCACAACAGCAGCAACAGCAUGGAGCCUUUGCCCCACGACCGGGUGAUCCAAAUUUUGGGCAGUGGGCGGCUGGGGGGUUCGGGCAUUGA